GAUUCGUGCGUACCUUCCGCGUGUGUCGCGCACCGAUACCGAGCGUGCUGCAGCGCCGAACGUAGCCCGCCGCGAGUGGUGUGACCGCAGUGCUAGUGUAGUGCCGGGAGUCCGCUGGGCGCCGGCUGCCGCCAGCAGCCGCAUCGCGUCGGCCGCGGAGCGCCGAGCCGUGCGCGUGUGUCAGUGCGUGCUACUGGUGUUCAGCACUGAGCGUGUGCAGUGAGUGGGAGACGGGAGAGGCGCGGGCGCAGCGCGGCGGCCGCGGCGGCUGCGGCAUGGGGCGCAGGCGCGGCCCGCCGGCGGCAUGGCGGUGAGCUGCCCCGAGGUGAUGUACGGCGCCUACUACCCCUACCUGUACGGGCGCGGUGCCGCGCGCUCCUUCCACCACGCGCCGCACUUCCAGUACGAUAGGUUUAACGUGCAAAGUGGCAGCGGCGGCGGCAAUGCGGCCAGUGAGGCAUACGGAGCGGGCGCGGGCGGUGCGCUUAGCUCCGGGUCGGCGUCGUCGGGCGCGCAGUCGCCGGGCUCGCCGCCGCACGCGCAUGCGCACGCGCCGCACCACGCGCCGCGCCUUCGCGCCAAGGAGGAAGAGCUGCCGCACGGUCGCGCCAGCGCCGACGCCCACGGCUCCUCCGAGUCCGAAGGAGAGUGCGCGACGGGCGCAGGCUCGGCCACCGGCGGUGGAGCGGCCGGUGGGGGAAACCGUGCGCGGGCGCAGUACGUCAGCGCUAACUGCGUCGUGUUUACACACUAUUCAGGCGACGUGGCCGCCGUCGUCGACGAGCACUUCGCGCGUGCGCUGUCGCUCGACAAGCCCAAAGAGAGCGUGCCGAUGGUGUCGCGCAACCUGCCGGCGUCGUUCUUCAACGCGGCGGCGGCGGCGGGCGUGGCGGGCGGCGGUGCGGCGGGUGGCGCGUGCGGCGUGGACCUGUACGAGUACGACCCCUGGCAUCAGCACUACGGCGGGUACGGCGUGGGGCACGCGGCGCACCGGCACGCGGCCGAGUAUCACGCGGCGGCGCAGGCGGCGCAGGCGCACCACAGCAUGGCCGCCGCCGGCUAUGGCGGGCUGCUGCUGGGCCGCGGCGCGCUGCACCCUCAGUACAAGCCGGUCGAGUGGGGCGCGCAGCACCAUGCGCCGCACCACCUGGACCCCGCCGCCUGCUCGCCCUACUCAUACCCCGCCGUGCCCGGUCUGGAGGCGCAGGUGCAGGACACGUCCAAGGAUCUGUACUGGUUCUGAGGCGGGGCGAGGCGCGGCCGCCGCGCGACUCCACUGCAAGGCUGUUCACAAAGACAUUGUAUAGUUGUACACGAUUGUAUCGUAGCUCACUAGCGUUACGGCUUAGAUUUAGUGUGUAUAAAGUGUGGCGCCGCGCGUCCUCCGCGCGUUCUCCGCGACUGUAGGCGUGCGUCGGGGCCUGACGCGGUUGAGACGCACUCAUCGCUCCGGCAUAGCAUAGUACUAUAGUAACUCAGGUCAAAUUUUGUAUAUUGUUUCGCGAUUUGAGUUCCUAAUCACCAUAAUAAAAUUAAUGAUUCUUUUUCUAAUAAUGAUUAGCAUCUGCUGCAUAAUGUGUAUACUGUUUGAUUAAUAACAAAAGUUCAGUUCUUAAUGCUCUAUCUUGUGAAUGUGCUGAUAGCUGCGCGUUUACCAAUAAACUGAAUUCGUGUGCGUAAGAUACGUGUCUCCGUAGGUAGGUGAGACGGUAAUGACGUCAUAAGUAGUGGAUUCGUGGAUGACUGAACCGCGACCAAACUAAAUAACGAAUAUUAAGUCAUUAUUACCGUGAGAUGCGACACGCCUUUCUGUCCGAUGUUGCAAGUUGGCCGAAGUUGUAACACGUAUUUGAUCUAAAAAAAUACCACGAACCAUGGCCACACUAAGGUUUAAUUGGAUGUCACUAUAUGUCAAUUUGCCGACUGACCAACUAGUCAAACGAUUGCGUGUCCAAAUUCAUGGAGUUUACGAAUAGACUUGUUCCUGAUGAUCCACAGAGCCUCCCGAUGUCGACUUUUUUGUUCCAUGAAACACGUGUCCUAAUUAACACAAUGUCAUGUAAAGAGACCAGUUGCUUGCAUUAUGUUUCUAUACAAAAAGUAAUGCCGCUCUUUCGCGUGUUAUCAGGUCAGAUCAGACAGCUCUUUUUGGUAGGUGUAUGUAAGUAAUAAUAUGACAGGUCGAUCGGACUACUGGCGCUGUAUUGUACAGUGUAUAAUAUGUUGUAGCAACAGCUAAUUACUGCUUCGUAUUUCGAAAAGUAACUACUGAGCGUGUGAUCAAACUUAUACGGAUAGGUAUGAUAACGAAAAAUAUGCGCUUACGAAAAUUUACAUUUACCUGUAUACCGUCAUUCUAGAUUCCCGACAGUAGGUCCUUUUUGGUAGUCAUUCAAAGAUAUAUAAAUACAUUUCUAUUAUUAAUAUUUAAUUCAAAAUGAUACCUAAGAAGUAUUUAAUAUCAUUCAACCUACAUAAAACUUACAUUACGAACAUACCGGAUUUUAUGGGUAAAGACUUUGUAGUGAGGCCCCGACGCAGCGCGCUACAUAGUAGUAACUCAGAGCACGCGGAGCGCCCAGGCCCGGCUCGACUGGGCGACAGCGCGGCGGGACGCGCGGACGUGCCGUGCGCAGUACUCGUUAUAGAUAGAUAUUUAGUGUGUAAAUAGUGUCCCGAGGAGUAUAUAGAGGUAUAUAAGGUAAGCGGGUGAGCGGCGAGUGCGCAGCGGCGCCGCCGUCUGUACAUAGUGAGAGUAGCCGCGCCGCGCCGCACACAGCACUCAACACCAUGUAUGUCGCAACUAAGCUGCCUUAAUGUAACCUAUUGUAUUUCAAAAGUAUUUCGAAAACCCAAGCUUCAGGCAUCUUACUGUCUCCUAUAUUCAUUGGUAUUUUUAUAAGCUCGCUAUUUAAUAACAAUAUUGUAUAUUGCAUAUUCGUAUUUCCGAUAGUUACCGAAGAUUGCCGAGGCAUCUUAGUUGCGGUAGAUUACAAAUGUUUGGAAAUGGACUCUCUCAAAGUUGAAACUUGUAACAUAAUAAUUAGCGUGGGGCGGAUGAAGAGCACGCGGCGACGCGGCGGUGCGUUACGCAAUCUCGAAACAAUGGAGCCGCGGGACGAGAAUAGCGCGCCGCGGAGCGGAGCGGGCGGCGUGUCGGCGCUGUCGGUGCACCGCCUCGCGUCGGGACAAUACGCACCGGCUUAUUGACCGGCCGACGCAGCCGGCCGAUAUGUGCGAUCAAAUUAUAUCGGCCGCGACGUGGCUCCGCGACUCCCUCGUCGUCGUAGCGGCUGACACACGGGUGACACAGGUGACACAGGUGACACGCGGUGCAUAUUAGGUUGAGAAAAUGCAGUGAUGCAGGCGUCGAAGUAUAGUAACGUGAACGUAUCCAUUGCCGUUUCUGCAAUGAAUAUUAUAUAUAACGUAAUUCUGAGGCAUAUUUACAGAUUUAUUAAAAUUAUGAUAAUAUGAAUAAUUUCCCGAAGUUUCACGCGAAUUCAUUACAUUGGGUUUAAUUUCCGUACCUGAAUAAAAAACAUCAGUUACAUGUGCCCACCUCGCACCCGACCGAUCGACAUCGAUCGUCUAUUACUAAAUCUAUGUCGUGUUAUGCGUUGUUGCCCGCGACGGUAUAAGCACAGAAUAAAUCUUCUUUAAACGUUCGAUACUCGCUGCGCCUGCACACUGCGAGUAGGUACAUGGCGUUGUAUCUCCUGGGAGUGCAGUUUUCCGUCGGGUAAUCGUAUGACGCGAUGCGGUUAGCGCUAGGACCGUCGCUCCGAGUGUGUCAUCCGCUGCGACUUGGAUGCCGUAUUUAAAAGCCAUUCAUUUCGUCCUGCGGUUCCCAUGGCACAUGACAUAAUGUAAUGUACUGUAAAUUACAUAGUGGUUGUCCAAAUGUAUAUCAUUCGACAAAGGAAGUGUUAUUCCAAUACAACUAGCAGACAGUAUUACGGUAUUAUAUUUUCUUUAGCAAUUUAUCAGAAAUUUUCCUAGUACGUCAACGAUGAUGUUAAUGCAUUUAGAUUUGUGAAUUGUAUAUUUAUUAUAAAAUUUGAAGCUGUAGGUAAUUCAUUGACACAGUAUAAUAUAUGAAGUUAAGGUUGUCUGCAAGUUGCAUUGGAAGUGUAGAGCCGCUGCGCCGGCCACUAAUGCGGUGCUAUCGACGGUGAGAGACGAGCGGUCGCGUCCACGGCACAUAGAUAAAUCAACUUUAAUAAAUAUAAUAAAUUCCAUAUGUACUGUGAUUGUUUCA
Molecule: messenger RNA, 4261 nt
Organism: Manduca sexta (tobacco hornworm)
Lineage: Eukaryota; Metazoa; Arthropoda; Insecta; Lepidoptera; Sphingidae
Gene: vg
Product: protein vestigial
Exons: 5
Coding region: 305-1243 (312 amino acids)
Biological process (GO): regulation of transcription by RNA polymerase II
Cellular component (GO): nucleus
Source: RefSeq, a predicted model, not a curated record